CGUAAGCGAAACCGUGUGCUACACUUAGUACAAUAUAAAUCGAUUGCACUUAAAUCAAUUACACAAAUGUAUAUGUCACAUCUCUAUCUGUUGACAUACGUGCCCGACCGCUCAUCGUAAACCUAACCUCAAUGCGGUUAUUUCCAUAGUUCUCAAGGGCUUUUAACAUUUUCAGUUUCAGUGCUCGUUUUCAGCUCAAAGUUCAUUUCGUUUUCCCUACGUAAAUAAAAUCACACCAUGGUAGUAUCCGAAGAGCAGGUGGCGGUAGAGGGGGACGCGGCGACCAGCAAGAAGGCCGCGAAGAAGGCAGCUAAGGCUGCCGAGAAGGAACAGAAAAAGGCAGAACAUAAGGCGGCCCAAAGCCAGGGUCAAGGUGAGCAGGAGCCCGACACAUCCGAAGGUCGGUAUGGGAACAUGCCACUGAUCCGCUCGACCGGCGAAAACCGCGACCGCGUCUACACCGAUGUCAAGGACCUGGGCGUCAAGCUGGACGGACAGACUGUGUGGGUGCGAGCUCGUCUCCAAACUUCCCGUGCGAAAGGCAAGCAGUGCUUCGCAGUGUUGCGUCAGACGUCGAGCACGGUGCAGCUGCUCGUCAGCGUCAACGAGGAGCGCGCCGUCAGCAAGCAAAUGGUGAAGUUCACCGGCAACAUCAACAAGGAGUCGAUAGUGGACGUGCAAGCCCUGGUGGUGAAGACCGCGGCGCCGGUGGAGUCGUGCACGGUGCGCGACGUGGAGCUGGUGGGCGUGCAGGUGUGGUGCGUGUCCAGUGCGAAGGCUCAGCUGCCGCUGCUGAUAGAGGAUGCUGCGAGGCCGGAGAAGAGUGAUGACCCGGAGGCGUUGAAGAUCCGCGUGAACCAGGACACGCGGCUGGACAACCGCGUGCUGGACUUGCGCACGCCCGCCAACCAAGCCAUCUUCAGAAUCGAGGCCGGUGUCUGUAGGCUCUUCAGGGACAUACUCACCAAGAAAGGGUUCGUGGAGAUCCACACACCGAAGAUAAUCUCAGCGGCGUCGGAGGGCGGCGCCAACGUGUUCACGGUGUCGUACUUCAAGUCGUCCGCGUACCUCGCGCAGAGCCCGCAGCUGUAUAAGCAGAUGGCCAUCGCCGCCGACUUCGACAAGGUGUUCACCGUGGGCGCAGUGUUCCGCGCCGAGGACUCGAACACGCACCGGCACCUCACCGAGUUCGUGGGGCUGGACCUGGAGAUGUCGUUCAAGCACCACUACCACGAGGUGCUCGACACCAUCGGCGCCACCUUCACCGAGAUGUUCAUAGGACUUAGAGACCAGUUCGCGUUUGAGAUCGCGGCGGUGGGCCAGCAGUACCGCGUGGAGCCGUUCAAGUUCCUCGACCCGCCGCUCCGACUGGAGUUCCCGCAGGCGAUACAGAUGCUCAAGGAAGCGGGAGUGACGAUAGGCGAGGAGGACGACCUGUCGACGCCGGACGAGAAGCUGCUGGGCCGCCUCGUGCGCGCCAAGUACGACACCGACUUCUACAUCCUCGACAAGUACCCGCUCGCCGUCAGGCCCUUCUACACCAUGCCCGACCCCACCGACCCGAAAGCAUCCAACUCGUACGACAUCUUCAUGCGUGGCGAGGAGAUCAUGAGCGGCGCGCAGAGGAUACACGACCCCGAGUUCCUCACCGAGAGGGCGCUGCACCACGGCAUCGACAUAAACAAGAUCGCCGCCUACAUUGAAUCCUUCCGAUUGGGAUGUCCUCCACACGCGGGUGGUGGUAUCGGUCUGGAGCGCGUGGUGAUGCUGUACCUCGGCUUGGACAACAUCAGGAAGACCUCCAUGUUCCCGAGGGACCCCAAGAGGGUCACGCCUUAACACACCAGUGAACUGUUGAAUUUUAUCGCGUUUUUAACGAUUUUAAAUGACAUUGUUGGAACUGAGUUGUACAAGUCUAGAGUUCAGGCAUUUCGGUCAAAUGUCUGUUAAAUGGUUCGAAACAUUUUCCUUGACAUUUUUGAUGCGAAAUGGCUGGUUUUAAUAAAAUUAAUUUAAGGAUAUGAAUUUGUAAAUGAGCGCCAUAUUGCUGUACGGUUUAGGUGACUUGCACGUUUGAAAACUUUUAAUAGAGCCCAUAAUGAACCCACUACUGCAAGGUUAAAGAAUACCUAUUUUGUAGAUCAAAUACCAGUUUGGUUAUAAGCCUCGGCUGUUGUAGCAGUGGGUCCACAUUUGCUCUGUGGAUUGGGGCCAUUUAAAACUGCCACUGCCACUUUAGUGCCCCCUACCUAUCGUCAAACGACUAAUAAGCGUGAAUAUAUGGUCAGCAUGAGUCAGUGAUGGUAGUAUUCUACAUCUAUACAGAUAUGACAAGAUAUUUUAAAAGUUCUGAGGUAACAAACAUAAAAAAGUAGUCGAAUUGAGAACCUCCUCCUUUUUUUUAAGUUGGUUAAAAAGACGGUCGUAUUGGCGCCAUUUUUUUGGUUCAAAGUAAUGAUUCCAGAUUUGAAGAUGACGUUUCGAAUGUGACUUGGACAGACUUAUUUCCCGUACAAAGUACGCGAUAAUGUUCGUGAGACUGUAAAAUUGUACUUGACUAAUCUCUUUUGUAAAAUAUUUAAUUGGUGUUUGAAUUAUAUCGUUUAUUUUUAA
Messenger RNA from Manduca sexta (tobacco hornworm), 2613 nucleotides. RefSeq names its product aspartate--tRNA ligase, cytoplasmic (gene AspRS). The coding region runs from base 238 to 1839 and encodes 533 amino acids. Gene Ontology annotation, biological process: aspartyl-tRNA aminoacylation. Gene Ontology annotation, cellular component: aminoacyl-tRNA synthetase multienzyme complex; cytosol; cytoplasm. Lineage: Eukaryota; Metazoa; Arthropoda; Insecta; Lepidoptera; Sphingidae. The transcript is spliced from 13 exons. The record is from RefSeq and is a predicted model, not a curated record. Gene Ontology annotation, molecular function: ATP binding; aspartate-tRNA ligase activity; RNA binding.